Messenger RNA from Durusdinium trenchii, 897 nucleotides. The record is from the annotation of a GenBank genome assembly. NCBI's taxonomy places the organism in Eukaryota, Dinophyceae, Suessiales, Symbiodiniaceae.
AUGGCAAUUGUGUUUGGACAUGAGAAUGAUAGAUCGGUGCAGGACACGUUCAUGAAGAAGUGCAAGAAGAAGGUGCAAUUCAUUGAGGAGCAAGAUCUAUGGGUGAAUGGUUGCUUCAUGUCGGAAGAAGACAUGAGACUCGAUAAGUUUUCGGAGAAAAAGAAACGGCAAAUCCUAGAAGAGGAUGAGUCCAUGGGCGAAGAGGACUUCAGGAAAGAGGCUGAAGGCCAUGACACCAUGCCUUCAAACAUGGAUCUUCCUGAAGACACAACAGACCCUACGAUUCUAAUUGAAGCUGAUGGAACUGACAACCAGCACAAGACCUUGAAGCUCUUGAACUUUCCGGUCAUGGACGACGCUGAUGCUUUGGCAAGCUCUUACAUCCCCCGCGUGUUGACGUGUCUUUCCAAGUGGGGCGUCAAGAUCCAAUCCAUGAUGGAGGUGUUGGAGUCCGUUGAGGAUCUAUCUGAUAACCUGAGGCAGCAUCAGGACAAGCUCGAGGCUGACUUCAAAGAAGCUCGAAAACAGUGCCUCAGUUUACAAUAUUACCUUCUUUCCGGAAGGUGCGCGGAGGCCCUCAACCUUACCACUCGCUCACAGCAGGGCGCUCCUGCCCAAACACUUCAGAAGCACGGGGAGGCUUUGCAGGCUGAGCUGCAAUGCGAUUUGGAGUACGUUGCCAAGUGUGGCAUGUUGAGCAGAAGCUAUCAGAAUGUUGGCCACGUGAAUCAGAUAGCUUGCUGUUCAGAUUGCAAGGCAGGGCUGCCCCAGUUGGGCAUUGCGAGGAAUUUCAUCGGAUCAACGAUUGUCAUGCUUGCCCAUGAAGGACACUUCGACGAUACAACUGACGCAAGCGAGAGUCGGGCAUUGAAGGUCUGGUACGGGCUAAGUGGCUAA